GCAAAGUUGUUCAUAAUUUGAGAUGCAUUGAAAAGAGAAAAAUUACUUAAUUUUUCAUUAAAAAUUAGAAGUUUCAAGAAACUAAAAGAUCUAUAUUGUGAGCUUAUGUGGCAGCUUAUGUGGCUCAUGGAAUUUGGGAGCUUAUGUGGCUCUAGGUUUAGUUGAAAGAUCUAUAUUCUGAUCAUGGUAAACCAGGCGCAAUCUUGUGAUCUGAAGGAUUUGGUCCAGAAGUUUAUUCCUGAAUCAAUUGAUAGGGAGAUUGAGAAGACAACUUCAAGCAUCUACCCUCUGCAGAAUGUCUUCAUUUGCAAAGUCAAGAACUUGAAAGCUCCCAAGUUUGAUCUUGGCAAGUUGAUGGAGGUCCAUGGUGACUACUCUACGGAGGAUGUUGGAGUGAAAAUGGAAAGGCCUGCUGAGGAGCCUGUUGAGGCAGCAGCUGAGGUAAUUGGAGCUUAAAUGAAGCUUUAU
This is a messenger RNA of Camellia sinensis, 468 nucleotides long. NCBI's taxonomy places the organism in Eukaryota, Viridiplantae, Streptophyta, Magnoliopsida, Ericales, Theaceae. The record is from RefSeq and is a predicted model, not a curated record.